CUACUCUCAGCGAGAUUGUAUUUUGUUGACGAAAUAGCAGACGAUGAAUAAUAGUGCAGACUUUUGGCAUGCCGUGGACCUUCUAAGUCGCCACUUAUGUGUCCAGUGGCGGCAAACGAAAAGAAAGGAAGACCCGAAGAAUACUCAGGAGGCGCAAUCGGUUUUAUUUGUCAAUGAAAGGGGUGACAUUCUGAAGAAGAUCGAAAAAGUUAUCCUUCAAAUGACACAAUCUAUAUCCAAAGGUGAUGCACCUAUCUUCAGCUACACAAACAAGUCGUCAUGGGACAGUGUCAGGUUUGAAAACAGCGUCGGUAUUGAGCCUGCAAAAGAUCAAAAGUUGUCUCAUGUACGAUUUGACAGUCUCCAAUCUGUAAAGAAGUUUGGUUUAAUGACAAGAAUACUGUCCAUCAUCUAUAAACUCAUUCAGCAGAAUAAAUAUUGUACCAAACGUGAUCUUUACUAUCAAUAUCCGGAGUUGUUCGGGAGUCAGACAACUUUGGACAAUCUGGUGGACAACGUCGCCUGUCUACUAGAAACACCACGAUGGGAACUACAUGUGCUGGCUACGUGCAAAGGCAGUGUCGCAGGCGAUGUGCAGUUUUACAGUGACCAGGGCCACUUCGUUGACUGCAGCAUCACGAGGACAGGGAUCCCGGUUCCAGCUCAUAUGAAGGACAUGCAGAACAUGACCACACAUGCCAGGCUUGUCCUAAUUGUGGAGAAGGAUGCAACUUUUCAGAAACUACUGGGGGACCAGUUUUGUCAGAAGUUCGGGCCAUGCAUCAUGAUUACUGGUAAAGGUUUUCCUGACCUUGGAACCAGGCUUCUGUUGAGGGCUCUGUGGGACAGGUUCCAGCUCCCCAUGUUUAUUCUGGUCGAUGCUGACCCUCACGGUAUAGAGAUAAUGUGUGUGUACAGAUUCGGAUCCAAGGCACAAGCGGCAGAAAACAGACACCUUGCUGUGCCAAGUAUGAAGUGGCUAGGAAUUUUACCAAGUGACCUAGGCCGGCUUAAUAUCCACGAGUCGGUGUGUAUACAGUUCACCAAGAAGGACAUGGACAAGGCCUCGGAACUGAUAGGACGACCCUAUGUGCUGGCAAAUCCACCCCUCGCCACACAGGUUCAACACCUGCUGCAGCUGGGUCAUAAGGCUGAAAUCCAGUGCCUGGACUCCCUGUCUCCAGCAUAUCUCUGUGAUGUCUACCUGCCUUCUAAACUCCAGUGUGGGGCCUGGCUCUAACUCGCUAGAAAGCUAAAUCUAUGUGUGAUGUCGGCCUGGCUCUAACUCGCUAGACAGCUAAAUCUAUGUGUGAUGUCGGCCUGGCUCAUACUCGCAGACACCUGAAUCUAUGUUUGAUGUCUACCUGCCAUCUAAACUCCAAUGUGGGGGCUGGCUCUAACUCGCUCUACAUCUGAAUCUAUACAGAACCUCAAAAGAAACGUCACUUAAUGAAAAUACUUCCCACUAAAAUAUCAAUGCAUUUUUGGAGGUAUCUCGUCUUUCACAUUAGUCAGUAUCCAGUGUUAACGGUCAAAAAGUGCCACAAAUAUGGAUAUAAUGGGUCGCUAAAACGCAGCUUAACAAACGACCAUGGUACAAGUUGCUGAAUGCUUUGCAUGAAAAGCAAAAUUCCCUUGCUUUUCCUUGUGCCUUUUCUGAUAAACGGCAUCACAAUAUGAGGAUCCUUGUAUUGAUACUAGCGCCAUGCCAAUCAGAGAAACAGGGUUUGGAAGACCCAUGCUGUUGGUGACCUGGUAUCGUUGCUGUAAUCUGUGGAUGGUUCUCACGUGUGGACAUUAAAGGCAUUGGCAACCAUUAGUGUAGCCAGGCCAGCAUGCAGUAGUCCUAAAACCGGGUUUCUCUGAUUCUUCGUGCUUUGAUAUUUCAAUACGAAACUCAUGAAUUAUUUUCAUGAAGUGACGUUUCUUUUGCGGUCCAGUAUAUUUGUGAUAUACACAUCAACAAUCCACCAAACCAGACAACUGUUCACGUGUAUCUCCCUUGUUUGUGCCCAUGUGUUCCGUGCUCCCAUAUUUAAUAUGAACUUGGCAUAUAAUGAGACAAAUUGUCAGAAAGCGAAACAUAAAUCACGUUAUGAUGCAUCAAGUGUCUAUCCCCGGUCAUGUACGGCAGUAUACAAAACCAGUCCCAACAUCAAGGCGUGAAAACUUAACCAGUAGAUGUUAACUUCCAACGUGAUUGUUUCCUUGUUCAGGGUGUUUCGUGGUUUCUAGUUUCAGUAGGCUGUUUAGUGAGUGAAUGUUGUUUUAUGCUGCAAUGUACAAUAUUCAUCUUUUCCACGGCCUGUAAAUAACAGAGUCUGAUUCAGGUAAACGCACUUCACGAACAUUGUUCACAAUGAUAUGGUAAGUCCUCUACCUUAUCUCGGUUAGACUGAAUGUUAGACUUGAAUCUCUAGGGUUGGUUUUAAAGGCCAGAUUGCACUCACAACAGCCUCUACAAAUGGACUAUAGCAUAAGUCGACUUAGCCUUAUCCCACUUGAUGUAUGAUAAUAUUAAGUGAUCUGUCACAAGCACAUAGCGACAGAUAAGAUAGGACAGGUUUGGAGUAGGGUACUUGACUCUUGUAGCCUUACCAUGGGAAUAUAUGCUUGAACACGAUACAAGAGGGUAUAUCGGGGCCUGCUAAUACAUGGGGCCAUAGAGAAAUAGAGUUCAGACCACAAACAUGGUUGAAAUAGCAUAUAUUGAAAACACGAGUUUCUUGUAUAAUUUCCCACUCUGUUGACAAUCUAUAAAGUAAAUGCAUUAAAAAAUCUCUAAGGGGAUACGAACAGUUGUUGGUUCUUUUGAACGCAACUCCUGUCAAAUUCCCUCUUGUGGGAUUACCUCCCUUUGAUUAAGUUUCUCAAUCAUUUCGUGUUUAGGUGAGUUGAGAUCUAACAAGACUCUCUGAGUUGUAACGCUGAUUGUGACUGCAGUGGUCGGUGUCAUGCUUGCAAAUAAAUACAUCUGACACUUAUUUUAAAAGAUUGAUGUAUCUGAAAGACCGCCCAUCAAGAUCAAUCUGGAUUAUGAAUAGGUUGGUUUCGUCUAUUAAAUUGCAAAAAAAAGUCUACCUAGCGAGCUAACGGGGUGUCAUAAUUCAUCUCGACAACGAGAGGCGUCACAUCCGUCACUCUCGACAUAUUUAUACUACAGCAGCACGAAAUAAAUUAUUUCAACAUCUCCGUCACCCCCCCC
Haliotis rufescens (red abalone) is the source of this 3205-nucleotide messenger RNA. RefSeq names its product meiotic recombination protein SPO11-like. NCBI's taxonomy places the organism in Eukaryota, Metazoa, Mollusca, Gastropoda, Lepetellida, Haliotidae. The transcript is spliced from 13 exons. Gene Ontology annotation, cellular component: nuclear chromosome. Bases 44 to 1240 code for a protein of 398 amino acids. Gene Ontology annotation, molecular function: DNA topoisomerase type II (double strand cut, ATP-hydrolyzing) activity; ATP binding; DNA binding. Gene Ontology annotation, biological process: meiotic DNA double-strand break formation; reciprocal meiotic recombination; meiotic DNA double-strand break processing. The record is from RefSeq and is a predicted model, not a curated record.